This is a messenger RNA of Lynx canadensis (Canada lynx), 1008 nucleotides long. It is a transcript of the gene MAGEB17, whose product is annotated as MAGE family member B17. The transcript has a single exon. Gene Ontology annotation, biological process: negative regulation of transcription by RNA polymerase II. The record is from RefSeq and is a predicted model, not a curated record. The coding region runs from base 1 to 1008 and encodes 335 amino acids. NCBI's taxonomy places the organism in Eukaryota, Metazoa, Chordata, Mammalia, Carnivora, Felidae. Gene Ontology annotation, cellular component: nucleus.
AUGCCUCGAGGUCAGAAGAGUAAGCUCCGUGCCCGUGAGAAACGCCAAAAGGCCCGAAGUGAGAGCCAGGGUCUCGUGGGAGCUCAGGCCACUGCAGCGGUGGUAGAGUCUCCCUCCUCCCCCUUGCCUGUUUCUGAGGGUGCUCCCCCGCGCCCCCCUGCAGCAGGUUCUCCCCAGAAGUCUCCCAGGGCCCGGUCCACCAGCAGCCCUGCUGCAGCCAUUUCGGGCUCCAGUUCUGAUGAAGGUGCCAAGAGCCAAGGGGAGGAAAGCCCAGGUUUGUCCCAUGCCCCGCCUUCCUCUGAAAGCGCUCUCAGAGAUCAUCUGAGCAAAGAGGCGGGCCUGUUGGUGCAAUUUCUGCUGCACAAGUAUAAAGUGAGAGAACCCAUUACAAAGGCAGAAAUGCUGCAGAUUAUCAGCGAAGAGCACCAGGAGCAAUUCCCCGAGAUCCUCCGGAAGACCACUGAGCGCAUGGGGCUGGUCUUUGGCCUUGACCUGAAGGAGGUUGACCCCAGCGGUCAGUCUUAUGCCUUUGUUAGGAAAGGGGAUCUUCCCGUCGAAGGGCGUCUGAGCGAUGGCGUGGGCUUUCCCAAGAAUGGGCUCCUGAUGCCCGUCCUGAGUGUGAUCUUCAUGAAUGACAACCGUACCACCGAGGAGGAGAUGUGGGAAUUCCUGAAUGUGUUGGGGGUCUAUGCUGGGAGGAGGCACCCGCUCUUUGGGGAGCCCAGGAAGCUCAUCACCAGAGAUCUGGUGCAGGAAAAGUACCUGGAGUACCGCCAGGUGCCCGACAGUGAUCCUCCUCGCUAUGAGUUCCUGUGGGGUCCGAGGGCCCACGCUGAAACCAGCAAGAUGAAGGUCCUAGAGUUUUUGGCCAAAGCCAGCGAUACUGUCCCCAGUGCCUUCCAGGCCCAUUAUGAGGAGGCUCUGCGAGAUGAGGAAGAGAGAGCCCAGGCCAGAGCUGCGGCCACAGCUGCCGCCGGGGCCUCGUCCAGCAGCACUUCUCAGCCCUAG